This is a messenger RNA of Camelina sativa (false flax), 1150 nucleotides long. RefSeq lists its product as uncharacterized. Gene Ontology annotation, cellular component: intracellular anatomical structure. Gene Ontology annotation, molecular function: pyridoxal phosphate binding. The record is from RefSeq and is a predicted model, not a curated record. NCBI's taxonomy places the organism in Eukaryota, Viridiplantae, Streptophyta, Magnoliopsida, Brassicales, Brassicaceae.
AAGGUGACGAGUUCGAUCCUCGAAAGUAACCAUAUUUUAGUUUUUUNUUUUUUUUUUUUUUUUUCUUUUGUUUCAGUGGCGUCGCACUCGUAAUCUCUUUCCACAAAACUGUGAGAAAGAAGAGAUCAGUGAUUGAUUUACUCGAUGAACGAUCUAGAAAACGAAGAGAAGCCCGAGAACGAACACGUGGUUGAAUCGGCUAUGUCAUCGACGGCGGCGAUUGAUGGAGUGGCGGCUUUGAGAUCGGUGUUUCAGCGAGUAAACCAAGCGGCGGAGAAAGCGGGUCGUGCGUCGGAUCGAGUACGGGUCGUAGCGGUGAGCAAGACAAAACCAGUUUCUCUGAUUCGUCAAGUAUACGACGCUGGUCAUAGGUCUUUUGGAGAGAACUAUGUGCAAGAGGUCAUCGAGAAGGCACCUCAGCUUCCAGAAGAUAUAGAGUGGCAUUUCAUUGGGAAUUUGCAGAGCAACAAAGUGAAACCUUUACUAACUGGAGUGCCUAACCUUGUGAUGGUGGAAAGUGUUGAUGAUGAAAAGAUUGCAAAUACGCUUGAUCGUGUGGUUGGAAACAUCGGAAGAAAGCCCUUGAAAGUCUUGGUCCAAGUGAAUACCAGUGGCGAAGAGUCUAAAUUCGGCGUGGAACCCUCAGGAUGCGUAGGACUGGCGAAACACGUGAAGGAAGCUUGCUCCAAUCUCGAGUUUUCCGGGUUGAUGACUAUAGGGAUGGCUGAUUACACUUCAACCCCAGAGAAUUUCAAGUUGCUUGCGAAAUGCAGAAGUGAAGUGUGUAAGGAGCUUGGAAUACCGGAGGAGCAGUGUGAGCUAUCUAUGGGGAUGUCUGGUGACUUUGAGUUAGCCAUUGAACUGGGAAGCACAAAUGUGAGAAUAGGGUCUACAAUUUUUGGGGCGAGAGAGUAUCCUAAGAAGAAAUGAAGUAAACUGGCGGGUGAUGAGAUUGAUACAUAAGACUCAUAACAUCCCAAUAAACAACCUGCCAAGACUUGUAAAACCCUACACAUCACAAGAAUUAAUCGUAAGAUGAUAAUUUUGGUGUUUGAUGAGAGAAAGAGGAAGAGAGUACGUUUACCUGAGAGUUAAAAUAUUGACACAUAUUUUGCCUUUAUUUAUAAAGAAAGAGAAGAAGUGUGUACAA